UAUUCAAAUUUUUAAGCAUGACUGGUGGACCUGCGCCUUAAUAUUUAAUACCUGAACUAUAAUACUCGCCCUUCCUUUGUGCUGACUGUAUUAUUACACCUUCACAAUUACCAAAACACCCUCAUUCCUACUCUCAAUUUCUCAUCAUCACAAGGGCAUAAUCGUCAAAUCAAUCCCCCAAAAACCCAUUUAAAAAAGUCUAAAAUUUCACAUCAAUUUUCUCUCUCCUCCAUCACUUUCUCUCUCCUACCACACUUUCUCUCUCCUCCAUUUCCAUCAUCAAUGGCUUCAACGGCGUUCCGUCUCCGCCGUAUCGCCGCCAUCGCCGCCGCAUCCUCCGCCGCAACAAUCACAUUUACAGUCUCUUCUUCCAGAAAUGACCGCGGAACUACGGUGGGACCCGAAAUUCUGGCCAAAGUUUCCGACGCAAACGCCGUCGUUCCACCUCGACGGGCUCAAAUGUCGGCGUUGUCCGGUUCCACCGCCGAAAAACCGUUGGAUGUGCUCGUGAUUGGCGGUGGUGCUACCGGGUGCGGUGUCGCGCUUGAUGCUGCUACUAGAGGUCUUCGUGUUGGGGUUGUUGAGAUGGAGGAUUUCGCUUCUGGAACUUCUUCUAGGUCUACUAAGUUAAUUCAUGGAGGUGUACGCUACCUUGAGAAAGCUGUAUUCAAUGUUGAUUAUGGGCAACUGAAACUUGUCUUCCAUGCACUUAAGGAACGCAAACAGCUGAUAGAUAAUGCUCCACAUCUGUGCCACUCUUUGCCAUGCAUGACCCCAUGCUUUGGAUGGUUUGAAGUGGUAUACUACUGGGCGGGAUUGAAACUAUAUGAUCUAGUUGCAGGGGCAAGAUUGCUACAUCUAUCAAGAUAUUACUCAGCACAACAGUCUAUUGAGCUCUUUCCCACUCUUACAAGAAUGGGAAAUGAUAGAAGUUUGAAGGGCACUGUAGUGUAUUAUGAUGGGCAGAUGAAUGACUCUCGACUUAAUGUUGGUUUGGCAUGCACAGCAGCAUUAGCUGGUGCCUCUGUGCUAAAUCAUGCUGAAGUUGUUUCAUUACUUAAGGAUGAAGCUGAUGGGCGGAUAAUUGGUGCAAGAAUACAUGACAAUCUCUCUGGUGAGGAGUUUGAUACAUAUGCUAAAGUUGUGGUAAAUGCUGCUGGGCCUUUUUGUGACUUUGUUCGGAAACUGGCUGAUAAGGCUGCGCCACCAAUGAUAUCUCCUAGCAGCGGAGUACAUAUUGUUCUCCCUGACUACUACUCUCCAGAAGGGAUGGGGUUAAUUGUUCCAAAAACUAAGGAUGGACGUGUUGUAUUCAUGCUUCCAUGGCUGGGAAGGACAUUAGCAGGGACUACAGAUUCUAAUACUGCCAUCACAAUGCUGCCAGAACCACAUGAGGAUGAAAUUCAAUUCAUAUUGGAUGCUCUCACUGAUUACCUCUGCAUCAAGGUACGCCGAACAGAUGUUCUUUCUGCAUGGAGUGGCAUUCGCCCGUUGGCUAUUGAUCCAAGAGCCAAGAACACAGAAAGCAUAUCUCGUGAUCAUGUUGUUUGUGAAGAUUUCCCUGGUUUGGUUACCAUAACCGGUGGAAAAUGGACCACAUAUAGAAGCAUGGCUGAAGAUGCUGUUGAUGCUGCAAUUAAGGCCGGAAAUCUUAAAGCCAAUGAAUGCAUGACUCACAACUUGAUACUUACUGGCGGCCAUGGUUGGGAUCCUUCCAAUUUUACUGUUAUUGCUCAACAGUAUGUCCGAAUGAAGAAGACGUCUGAUGGAAGAGUCGUUCCUGGUGUCAUGGACACUGCUGUAGCAAAGCAUUUAUCGCAAGCAUAUGGUACAUUGGCUGAGCGGGUGGCUUCCAUAGCUCAGAAUGAAGGUUUGGGCAAGCGCCUUGCCCACGGAUACCCUUUUCUUGAAGCAGAAGUAGCUUACUGUGCUCGAUACGAGUAUUGUGAGGCUGCGACUGAUUUUAUAGCUCGGAGAUGUCGGCUUGCUUUUCUGGAUACUGAUGCAGCUAGUCAAGCUCUGCCCCGCGUCAUUGAAAUACUAGCAGCAGAACAUAAUUGGGAUAAAUCGAGAAAGAAUGAUGAGUUUAAGAAGGCUAAGGAAUUCCUGGAGACCUUCAAAUCAUCAAAAAAUGCUCAGUUUCAUGACGGUAAACAUGAGUAGGAUACCUAUUUUUAUCUUCGAUUUACUUUUUGGAUCAUAGAAGUACUCAAGAAUUUCCAACUAUUGGCAAAAUUCUUGGCAUUGCCCUGCAUCUUUUGGUCAAGAUUGGUUCUUCUCCAAGUCUUCUAUAGGGCCAGAAGUUGACCCUUUUACAAAUAAUGAAACAUAAUCCCAUACUAUAUUACCGGAUUCUGUAAAGUCUAAACCACACAUAAAACUGUAAAUGCAUUUUUUACUUGUAGCAGUUAAAUGCAUCUUUUCUGACAUUAGAUAGUAGCUUGAGAUUACAAUUCUCAUCCCAAAUAAUGUCGUUUUUUUUUUUCUUUUUGGGGGGGUGGGGGGCAGGGGGUCUGAGUGCUGCUAUAGUAAGCUGGCGUUUGACCCCAGUCAUCUAGUUCGAUAGCAGCGGAUGUACUAACCAUCUUGAUCUUUGAGUCAUGUACUCCGUAGCUUAUACUGUUAGUGAUGAAUUUGAUACUCGUAGUAUAUGGGGCAUACAUGGAUAGGUAUUUUAGAGUGUUUCCUUUGUGCUGAUGUAAAUUUCGUAAUUGUCUUUAUUCAUGCUAUUAUGUUCUUUAAUUGUCAAUACAAUAUCAUGGUGGCCCGACACCAGCAGACAGCGAAAAGAAACUCAGGUAGGAUUGUAGAGCUUUGCGCCAAAAAUCAUCUCAGAUGGAAAUUGUGCUAUUUCUGGAAACUAUAUUCUAUAAUGCCUUGAAAAAUUGUGGGAAGAUAUGCUUGUCGAUUUUUGAAAUUGUCUCAAUGUGGAACUAGUUACUUGUGCAGUCUUAGACUUGGUGGAGGGUGAACCUCAAGUUUUUUAACUAUUGAUUGUUUUUGUUUAAUGGGGAAGGAUAAUUAGGCUAGAUUGUUUACUCGUAUUUAUUGGUAAGAAAGAUCUUAUUAAAAAGUACCCUCUCACAAAUUAGUCAAUUCAGCUAUAUAGGUAAAUACUUGAGAGUAAUAACGGAAGGUAAGAGAUUAAGAGAAUCACCUAAAUCCAAACAUGUAUGGUGGAUUGGUAGGGCUUGAAAAUACAAACCUCAAUGUCUUUUCUUGAGUUUUUCACCAUAUUCAAUAAGCAUGCUUGGUUAAGGUGAGCUUGUAUAUUAUGAUCAAAUUAAUUACAAAAAGUAACUAUUUGGUUUGUAAUUUGGGAAUGCAAAACCUUUUUUUUUUUUUUUGGAAUUAA
Messenger RNA from Chenopodium quinoa (quinoa), 3355 nucleotides. RefSeq names its product glycerol-3-phosphate dehydrogenase SDP6, mitochondrial-like. NCBI's taxonomy places the organism in Eukaryota, Viridiplantae, Streptophyta, Magnoliopsida, Caryophyllales, Amaranthaceae. The record is from RefSeq and is a predicted model, not a curated record. Bases 283 to 2163 code for a protein of 626 amino acids. Gene Ontology annotation, molecular function: glycerol-3-phosphate dehydrogenase (quinone) activity. Gene Ontology annotation, biological process: glycerol-3-phosphate metabolic process. Gene Ontology annotation, cellular component: mitochondrion; glycerol-3-phosphate dehydrogenase (FAD) complex. The transcript is spliced from 6 exons.